This is a messenger RNA of Nematolebias whitei (Rio pearlfish), 1330 nucleotides long. RefSeq names its product ring finger protein 167 (gene rnf167). Gene Ontology annotation, biological process: ubiquitin-dependent protein catabolic process; protein ubiquitination; positive regulation of DNA-templated transcription. The transcript is spliced from 9 exons. Lineage: Eukaryota; Metazoa; Chordata; Actinopteri; Cyprinodontiformes; Rivulidae. Gene Ontology annotation, molecular function: ubiquitin protein ligase activity. Gene Ontology annotation, cellular component: cytoplasm; nucleoplasm. Bases 18 to 1226 code for a protein of 402 amino acids. The record is from RefSeq and is a predicted model, not a curated record.
ACUGGAAGCAACCGAGGAUGGUCCACCUUGGUGUGUGGCGCCUGGGGACUCAGCUGAAUGUCCUCAUUCUGGUUUUCUGCAGCAUAUUGAUCCCUUCACCCACACAUGGAUAUAUCUAUGCUCAUUUUCACAACAUGACUUCCUUAUUGUUUGAGGACCUACCUUCUCUUUUUGGACCUUCACUUCCUACAGAAGGUUUGAUGGGAGUUUUAGUGGUGUCCAAGCCCCUGAAUGGAUGCACAACAAUGGACCCGCCUCCUAAGAAUCUAACCAUAAAUAACGCCAACGCCACCAAAUUUAUUGUUCUCAUCAAACGCCUCAGUUGCAAUUUUGAUAUAAAGGUUUUGAACGCACAGCAAGCUGGAUAUAGCGCUGCAAUCGUUCACAACGUGCACUCGGACAUGCUUCUCAGCAUGAACUACAGCAAUGAAACUAUAGCAGACCAGAUUCAGAUCCCCUCUGUUUUCACCAGCAACUACGCUUCAAAGAUGCUCAAAGAGUUCAUAAUUCCAGAAGUUGGGGCCUACGUGAUCCUCAAGCCAGAGUUUUCUUUUCCAAUAUCGUACUACCUCAUUCCUUUCACUGCGGUUGUUGGGAUGGUUAUUAUUGUGAUGUGUGUCAUUUUGGUUAUACGAUGUGUGCAGCACCGAAAACGGCUGACGAAAAAUCGUUUGACCAAGGAGCAAUUAAGGAAGAUUCCAACGCACAAGUUCAGGAAAGGAGAUAACUACGAUGUUUGUGCCAUCUGUUUGGAUGAGUAUGAAGAAGGAGACAAGCUGAGGGUUUUACCGUGCUCACACGCGUACCACUGUAAGUGCGUCGACCCGUGGCUCACGCAGACCAAGAAGACGUGUCCCGUGUGCAAACAACGCGUGACCAAGAAGAACCCGGAGCACUCCGAGUCCGACUCCGAGGAGGAAGCUGUGGGCCACAGAGAGGAUGGAAGGUCGGAGGGCGACGCAGACUCUGAACGCACUCCUCUGCUCCGCCCCUCCAACAUCGGGCCCCCAUCCGGGAGCCCAGCCGACUAUUCAGCCACCACUACCACCACCACCGCCCAGUGCCUCGCCUCUCCUGCACAAUGCGACUCCCCCAUCCUGGGCUACGAAGGCUACUACUCCCCGCAGGAGGACACGGACUCAGAAAGCAGCGACACGGGAGACGACCUGCAGCGCAGUGAUGACGACACGGCCCAACUCAUCGGCAGGGGUCGAGUUCUGGCCUGAGCUGUGUGCAGCCACAGCAGCCAAGUUUUAAUGAACACAAAGGGGCUUUUCUACUUUUGAACAUCGUUACUUUCAGAUGGUAAGCUUCACUUUUAGAGCAACUU